Camellia sinensis is the source of this 1848-nucleotide messenger RNA. RefSeq names its product synaptotagmin-3. The record is from RefSeq and is a predicted model, not a curated record. Gene Ontology annotation, molecular function: lipid binding. Gene Ontology annotation, cellular component: endoplasmic reticulum. NCBI's taxonomy places the organism in Eukaryota, Viridiplantae, Streptophyta, Magnoliopsida, Ericales, Theaceae.
UCGUCUCCCUGAUUUUCUUGCUCUUUCUUGAUGUUUAAUGCCCAUCUCUUUUAAACCUCUGCUUGGUUCCAGAGAAAAUGAGACUGGCUUUCUAAUUGUCAUAGAAAAUGGGCUUUCUGAGUAGUUUAUUGGAAAUUAUUGGAUUUGGAAUUGGAAUUCCCAUAGGAUUUUUUGUGGGUUUUCUCAUAUUAAUGUAUUUGGAGCCCAAAGAAGUAAAGGAUCCAGUUGUUAGGCCAAUCGAAGAGUUUGAUUCUAGCUCCUUGCUUGAUCUUUACCCGGAGGUUCCUUUUUGGGUGAAGAAUCCAGACUAUGAUCGAGUCGAUUGGUUGAAUAGGUUUAUAUAUGAUUUGUGGCCUUGCCUUGAAAAGGCAAUAUGUGCUCAAAUCCGAAUUAUGGCUAAGCCUAUAUUUGCUGAAUAUGUUGGAAAGUUUCAGAUAAACUCCAUAGACUUUGAGACCCUUAGUCUUGGAACUCUUCCUCCAAUAAUUCACGGUAUUAAAGUAUACGAAGUUAAUGAAAACGAGCUAGUUUUUGAGCCUGCUGUUAAAUGGGCCGGAAAUUCCAACAUUACGAUGGUGCUGAGAUUGUUGUUCCUACGAAUCACAAUACAGUUGACAGAUGUACAAAUAUGUGCAGAACCAAGGAUAAUUUUGAAACCUUUUGUGCCGACCUUCCCGUGUUUUGCCAGCAUCAUAGUGUCUUUAAUGGAAAAGCCAUAUGUAGAUUUUGGGUUGAAAGUACUGGGAGCGGAUGUCAUGGCAAUCCCAGGUUUCUAUCAAUUUGUUCAGGAAAUUAUAAGAAAACAGAUUGCUAGCCUUUAUCUCUGGCCUCAUACUCUUGAAAUUCCUAUCCUCGACAGUUCCGUAGGAGCUGUGAAUAAGCCAUUGGGCAUACUGCACGUGAAAGUUCUGUGUGCACGCAAUCUCUUGAAGAAAGACUUUAUCGGAAUGUCUGAUCCAUAUGUUCAACUCAGCCUAAGUGGGGAGAGGCUUCCGGCAAAAAAGAGUUCUAUCAAGAUGAACAAUCUGAACCCUGAUUGGAAUGAGGACUUUAAACUUUUGGUGAAGGACCUUCAGUCUCAAGUUCUUCAGUUGCAUCUCUAUGAUUGGGAAAAGUUUGGGCCACACGACAAACUAGGAAUGCAAGUGAUCCCACUGAAAUUACUCAUGCCACAUGAGAAGAAGGAAUUCACGCUUGAUUUGCUUCACAGCAUGAAGCCUGAUGAUCCUCAUAACAAGAAACCAAGAGGGAAAAUUACGGUAGAGAUGACUUUUAACCCUUUCAAACAAGACAACGAAAGAUUUAGUAGACCUCUGGAGAGACACGAGUGGAUUGAAUGUGUAGGAAAAGCAUCUCAAGACAUGUCAUUCUCAAGCGCCGGUUUACUUCUAGUCACGGUCAUUGGUGCCAAGGAUGUGGAGGGAAAGCAUCACAACAACCCCUAUUCUUUGGUCUACUUUAAAGGAGAACAAAAGAAAACAAAGGUGAUCAAGAAAACUAGGGAUCCAAGUUGGAAUGAAGAAUUUCAAUUUAUGCUUGAAGAGCCUCCUUUAAAGGAAACAAUCCAUAUUGAAGUCAUGAACAAGAGGUGGAGAGACAUUAUAUUUCGAUCAAAGGAAUCCAUGGGGCAUGUUGAUAUCAAUCUUAUUGAUGUAGUCAACAAUGGACAUAUGAACGACAAGUAUCAUCUUAUCAAUUCGAAAAAAGGAGUAAUACACCUUGAUAUAAGGUGGAAAGUGAUUUGAGAAUCGCCACCUUUGUCUUUAUUUGUAAAUUAUAGAGUUUUAGUUUUGGUUAUGUUCACAUGAUUUAAUACUCUUGAUUUAUAUAUAUAUUUAAAAAAAAAAA